CGCUAAUCGACCCUCGUCAUUAGUUUGGCUUUUGCAGUUCUCUGCGCAUUUUCAAUAGCAAUUUGGAAAACAACCAACAACGACGACGACGACGACGAGGACAGCAAGGACUUUUACCAGAUGCUGGAGCUGUAUGGCUGGCAGAUGGUUCCAUCAACCGACGGUUGAGGACAGGACGCAUUUCUGAUUUGCCUCUCUUUUUUAACACGCUUAAACCUAAUCGCCAAUCCGAUAUAUUUUGCUCAUCUCGACACCUAAUCCGCAAAGCAAAUCCCGUCCAACCCCUAAACGUAAAGUAAAAUGUCAGAUUACCACCAUACAUCUCCUCGAUCCCUCUUGUCACGCAUCCCAAGCAUUCGAUUCUUGUUCACUCGCCAGUGGCUCCCAAUAUGGAUACUCAGCGGAAUGUCAUUGCUUGGGCUAGUGAUAUUCCUCCUGUUCCAUGAACAAAUAAUUGCAUUCUUGACCAGCUUUGCGGCCCUGAUACAUGGGAUGGGAUUUGGGGGAAUGCUUUUAAUGAUCCUUUUACUCUUUCUCACCUGCUUCCCACCGCUAGUGGGCUACGGCACUCUUCUCUACAUGUGUGGAUUUAUUUAUGGGUUCCCUCUAGGAUUCGUUCCGGCCUAUAUUGGUGCCUGGACUGGGGGGAUAUGCUGUUUCGUAGGAGCAAGGUGGUGGAUGGGGAAUUAUUAUAGAUCCAAGAUUUUGAGUUCUUUUCCAAAGUUUAAGGCCAUUGAAGAGGCUGUAGAGAGUGGGGGCCUUAAGCUAACCACUGUGAUCCGCCUCGCACCGUAUCCAUUCAACGUCAUGUCUGUCUUAUUCGCCACGACCUCUGUCACCUUUACCCGCUACACCCAAGCUACCAGCUUAGCUUUAAUUAAAAUCAUCCUCCACGUCUAUAUCGGCUCAACAGUCCGAGAUCUCGCCGAAACAAACAAACUGACUCCCGCUCGUGUGUUUGCCCUCAGUAUAGGUCUCGUAAUUGCCGCUGGGGUCUUCAUCUAUCUCACACUUUUGGUACGACGUGUAUUGAGGGAAGCCCAUAUUGUCGAUGAAGGUGAAGAGGUGCCUCUGCAUUUGGAAGAGCCAGACGAUGUGGAAUUGGGUGAAAAAGCAAAGAAUAGCGAGGAUGAUGAUAAUCCUAUGGACGGAGCGGGCGGUAGCCGUCAGUCAUCGGUAUUUGCAAUGUCGGAGGAAGGACGGGGGUUACUGCACACAGGCAUGCAAGGGCAGUGGAUGUAGUUUCCUUUAGUAGUAUGAUAGGCAUUAAGUGAUAGACGUACGCAUGUUCCCCCUAUUUACAAAGCCUAGCUAGUUAGAAAAGAAUGCCAUGCUUUCUUUACAUCAUUGAUCGAGACAUGUUGCAGCGAGGAAAAAUCGCCUACUGUCGUGGCAGCUAAGAAUCAUU
Messenger RNA from Spizellomyces punctatus DAOM BR117, 1408 nucleotides. RefSeq lists its product as uncharacterized. The coding region runs from base 301 to 1242 and encodes 313 amino acids. The transcript has 3 exons. Gene Ontology annotation, biological process: mitotic spindle elongation; vesicle-mediated transport. The record is from RefSeq and is a predicted model, not a curated record. Gene Ontology annotation, cellular component: Golgi membrane. Lineage: Eukaryota; Fungi; Chytridiomycota; Chytridiomycetes; Spizellomycetales; Spizellomycetaceae.